Messenger RNA from Passer montanus (Eurasian tree sparrow), 1153 nucleotides. RefSeq names its product homeobox C8 (gene HOXC8). NCBI's taxonomy places the organism in Eukaryota, Metazoa, Chordata, Aves, Passeriformes, Passeridae. The record is from RefSeq and is a predicted model, not a curated record. The coding region runs from base 270 to 1016 and encodes 248 amino acids. Gene Ontology annotation, cellular component: nucleus. Gene Ontology annotation, biological process: regulation of transcription by RNA polymerase II. The transcript is spliced from 2 exons. Gene Ontology annotation, molecular function: RNA polymerase II transcription regulatory region sequence-specific DNA binding; DNA-binding transcription factor activity, RNA polymerase II-specific.
UGAACUCUCAUUUUCCCCCAAACCAAACCUCAUUUUCCCCUGAACCAAACCUAAUUUUUCCCCUAUUCAGCCCUCAUUUUUCCCCCGAACCAACCCUCAUUUUCCCGGGAACCAACCCCCACUUUCCCCCCGAACCAACCCUCCCUUUCCCCCUCACCCACCGCGCACCCCAAACCUUUCCCCCCUCACCCCUUUAACCCUUCCCUCUCCCGCCCCGCACCUCCCCGCUCUCCCGGCGCAUUUCCCCCCCGCUUUUGCAUGCGAGGGUCAUGAGUUCCUACUUCGUCAACCCGCUCUUCUCCAAGUACAAAGGCGGCGAGUCCCUGGAGCCGACUUACUACGACUGCCGCUUCCCGCAGGGCGUGGGCCGCAGCCACGCCGUGCUCUACGGGCCGGGCGGCGCGGCGCCGGCCUUCCAGCCGCCCUCGCACCACGUCCAGGACUUCUUCCACCACGGCGCCUCGGGCAUCUCCAACGCGGCCUCGGGCUACCAGCAGAACGCGCCCUGCGCCCUGGCGUGCCACGGCGAUGCCUCCAAGUUUUACGGCUACGAGGCGCUGCCGCGGCAGGCGCUGUACGGCGCGCAGCAGGACGCGCCCGCGGGGCCCUACGCGGACUGUAAAUCCUCGGGCGGCGGCGGCGGCGCCGAGGGGCAGGGGGGGCACCUCAGCCAGAGCUCCUCGCCCAGCCUGAUGUUCCCCUGGAUGAGGCCGCACGCCCCGGGCCGGCGCAGCGGCCGCCAGACGUACAGCCGCUACCAGACGCUGGAGCUGGAGAAGGAGUUCCUCUUCAACCCGUACCUGACCCGCAAGCGGCGCAUCGAGGUCUCGCACGCGCUGGGGCUGAGCGAGCGCCAGGUGAAGAUCUGGUUCCAGAACCGCCGCAUGAAGUGGAAGAAGGAGAACAACAAGGACAAGCUGCCCGGCGCGGCGCGCGGCGACGAGGACAAGGCCGAGGAGGAAGGCAACGAGGAAGAGGAGAAGGAGGAGGAGGAGAAGGACGAGAGCAAGGACUGAGCGCGCUGCCCUCGCGGCGCGUGACGGAUCGCGGCCUUUACGGCGCUCAUUCGCUUUUAUGGAGCUGAGGAUGGAGAGGCUCCCGCAGCAGGAGCCACCUGCCAGCCAUCGGCGCGCUUCGCUCCUCAUGGGCGGCG